Molecule: messenger RNA, 1293 nt
Organism: Malassezia pachydermatis
Lineage: Eukaryota; Fungi; Basidiomycota; Malasseziomycetes; Malasseziales; Malasseziaceae
Product: tubulin-tyrosine ligase
Exons: 2
Coding region: 1-1293 (430 amino acids)
Biological process (GO): protein modification process
Cellular component (GO): P-body
Source: RefSeq, a predicted model, not a curated record
AUGCCCAACGCCUGGGUGUACUUUCCAGGGGCGCCGUAUACCCAUCGUGCAGCGCUGGACGCGGCCCAGCAUGUGGUAGGCGCAUCCUGGGAAGUGGUGGAUGGCAAGCAAGAUCCACCCUCGGAUGCCGAUGCUACGCCGACCCACUAUGAUGCUUAUAUUGCCGAUUAUGACUACCUGCCUUUUGAGGCCCUCGCUGGCUCGUCUGCACGUUGCAGUAGCUAUAUGAUCCGGAAAGCGCUGAUUCGUAAGCAUUAUUUGGCUCAUUCUAUCCAUACGCAUAGCGUAAAGCACCCAGAGAGCCCACUUAUGGUGCCACGUACUUGGAUGAUCGAUAUCCAGUUUGCUGACGAACUGGAUGAGCUUCUGGCAGACGAUCUGUACGACGUGCGUGAAGCGUUGGAACAAAACGAGGUCGCCGAGACGCCCAAGUGGUUCAUCCUCAAACCAGGCAUGGCAGACCAAGCCAAUGGGAUCCGCCUCUUUUCCUCGGUAGAGCAGCUCGAGCAGAUCUUUGAAGAGUUCGAGGAUGAUGGCAGUGAAGAGGAUGAGGAUGAUACAUCGAACGCUGUCAUGGCUAGUCAGCUACGUCACUUUGUAAUCCAGGAAUACAUCGCCUCACCCCUCCUUCUCUCACCCGCCGAUCCCUCCUUGGCGCCUCGCAAAUUCCAUCUGCGUGCCUAUGUGACCUGUGUAGGCGGAUUGCAGGUCUAUUUACAUGACGACAUGCUGGCUCUCUUUGCCAGCAUGCCCUAUACCAAUCCACAAACACACUCUGUCGAUUUACGUGGUCAUCUCAGCAACACCUGUUUUGGUAAACGGCAUACCGAGGCCAUGGAUGGCCAGGAGGGCAAUGUAUUCCGCUGGCAAGACCUUAUCGACCAGCCCGCUUGUAUGCCUGGCGGAUCCACGUUCUCAUUAACACGUGCACAUGUGGAUCAUGUGCGCCAGAAGGCGGUGGACGUCAUCGGGUCCGUCUUUGGAGCAGUAGCACGCGAAUCAUCCAUUCAUUGGCAAUUGUGGCCCAAUGCCUUUGAAAUAUUCGGCGUAGAUUUGCUUGUGAGUCUCGAUACGACUCAGAAUGAAACCGACCCAGCUUCGUUGCAGGUCUGGCUGUUGGAGAUCAAUGCUCAACCGGACUUUGCACAAUCGGGCCCGCAACUAACCUCCGUGGUACACCACGUAUUUGAGCGCGCCAUCCAAGUGGGUGUGCUUCAGCAAGGCCCUUGGCCUGUCGGUGAGAGCCGUGAUCAGUGUACUUGCUGCUUCCAAUCCGAUCUGAUUCGUACAUAG